AUAAUGCUUAGGACUAGAAGCAUCCCCUAAAAAAAGAAAAAAGAAGAGAUUUGUCUGAAAGUGGCAUCCUGUUUAACUGAGCCCAAACAACCAGCCCGGAGACACUUCCUUGCAUAUCCUCUCUGAGUUUCCCGAUCUCUGCCGCUCUCAAUCAGUGUCGCCCUUGAUUAAGAACAGCAUCCAUGUUCACCAAUAACCAGAGGCAGCAAGAGCGAACAGGAAGAUACGGAACCUCCAGAUUGCAAUACCUUCAGGAGCUGGUGAACCAGUUUCAGAACGCAUCUGAGAAUGAAACAAAAGAGAAGAUUUUGGCAAAUUUAGCCAACUUUGCCUAUGAUCCUUACAACUAUAACUUCUUACGCCAGCUCAAUGUUUUGGAACUUUUCCUUGACUGCAUUACUGAACCCAAUGAAAAGCUUAUAGAGUUUGGUGUUGGAGGGAUCUGCAAUUGUUGUGUUGAUCCAGCCAAUGCUGCAAUUAUAACAGGAGCUGGUGGGAUUCCUCUUAUCAUUGAAUGUUUAUCAAGCCCAGUUAGAAAUACUGUAAAUUAUGCACUCGGGGCACUUUAUUACGUCUGUAAUGAAUCUAACAAAGAGGAGGUUUUAAAGCCUGAAGUUGUUGAUGUCAUCAAGAGGUAUGCAGCAGCUGAAGAAGUAAGUGUGAGCUUCAGUAAUCUGGCUAAAGCUUUUCUGGACAAACAUCUAUCCGGGAACUACUAAGACAAGAAGGACCCUAAAAUUUACUCAAGGGAUGAAGACGAUUUUCUGAUUUGUCCUUAUUAUGGGAUUCCAUGGAACACACAAUCAAUGAUGCUUGCAUGUUCUUGGAGACAAGCAAAAUGAGACUUCAUUUAAUCGUACAUAUUCAGAGGCCAAAAAUUCUAUCCAAGUAAAAAUUGUAGCGACUAUGCAAGGGAACAAGCCAGUAUUUGAAUAUGCCAACACCUUGCAAAAUUUGUUUCUUACCGUGUCUUGUUAUGAAGAGUAUAGUUGCAGUUGUGGGUCUGGAAUAGUUUCAAUUUCUUCUUAUAUUUGAUAGAGGAUGUAGUAUAUUCAAACUUUUUAAAAUCCAAGUACAUGAUUAACUCAAUCAAUAUUAAAAGAAAUAAAAAUAAAGUUAAACAAUUCUAUAUUUUAAAUUGUGACAUUUUUUU
Molecule: messenger RNA, 1153 nt
Organism: Vicia villosa (hairy vetch)
Lineage: Eukaryota; Viridiplantae; Streptophyta; Magnoliopsida; Fabales; Fabaceae
Exons: 7
Coding region: 183-719 (178 amino acids)
Molecular function (GO): protein binding
Source: RefSeq, a predicted model, not a curated record